Molecule: messenger RNA, 816 nt
Organism: Nicotiana attenuata
Lineage: Eukaryota; Viridiplantae; Streptophyta; Magnoliopsida; Solanales; Solanaceae
Product: mitochondrial import inner membrane translocase subunit TIM14-2-like
Exons: 3
Coding region: 118-456 (112 amino acids)
Biological process (GO): protein import into mitochondrial matrix
Cellular component (GO): PAM complex, Tim23 associated import motor
Molecular function (GO): ATPase activator activity
Source: RefSeq, a predicted model, not a curated record
AAAAGUGGGACCCAGCAUAUAAGAUUCUAUAUAAAUUUUGGAGAAGCCCAUGAAUGGAUUCUCGUUUGGUCUAAUCUCUUCUUCUUCAAGCCCUUAGGUGAAGAACCUUCGGCAACAAUGCCCGCACCAUUGGUAGCAGGACUGGCUAUAGCCGCUGCUGCAUAUGCUGGAAGGUACGGAAUCCAGGCAUGGAAAGCAUUCAAGGCCAGACCUCCGACUGCAAGAAUGCGUAAGUUUUAUGAAGGAGGUUUUCAGCCUAAAAUGAACAGGAGGGAAGCAGCUCUUAUUCUUGGAGUCAGGGAAAGCGUUCAAGCAGAUAAAGUGAGGGAAGCGCAUAGGAAGGUGAUGGUAGCUAACCAUCCAGAUGCAGGAGGUAGUCACUACCUUGCUUCUAAAAUUAAUGAAGCCAAAGACACCUUGCUUGGAAAUACGAAGAACAGUGGAUCUGCAUUUUAGGCUCAACAGAGUUUUUAGUGGUGCUAUAGAAGUUCCAAAUACUAGGCUCUUUUUAGGUAUUCGUGUUCUCCAGCAAUUAGACACUAGAAUACUGAGGUUAUUAGUAUAUAAUUCUUUUAAACCAAAAGAUGCAUUCAGUAUAAGUUAGCAUUUGUCGCCUGCACUAGUUGAGCGAAUGUUGGAGAAUUUGCUACUAGAGCGUCGACUGUGAUGACACGGGCGGAUCUCCUCAUCGAUGUUUCCUGCGGGUGAAAGUCUUUCAAAGUUUCUUUUUAAGUGUCCUUGCUUAGAACAGGCAACUACGACUCAAUUUCAAAUGAGUUAGAAUCGACUAUUUAAAUUUAUAUUUUCAUGUUGCUC